This is a messenger RNA of Scophthalmus maximus (turbot), 2140 nucleotides long. RefSeq names its product serine/threonine-protein phosphatase 4 catalytic subunit B. The transcript is spliced from 9 exons. The coding region runs from base 369 to 1304 and encodes 311 amino acids. NCBI's taxonomy places the organism in Eukaryota, Metazoa, Chordata, Actinopteri, Pleuronectiformes, Scophthalmidae. The record is from RefSeq and is a predicted model, not a curated record. Gene Ontology annotation, biological process: peptidyl-serine dephosphorylation; double-strand break repair via homologous recombination. Gene Ontology annotation, molecular function: protein serine/threonine phosphatase activity. Gene Ontology annotation, cellular component: cytoplasm; nucleus.
GGAAGUGACAGGCAAGUCGUCGCUGUUCAUGAGCGGUGAGCACGGCAGGAGCGAGAGAACCGGCAAAGACCGGGGGCAAGCGGGGCCGGCGGUCGGCGACAGAAAAAACACCCAAUCCGUGGAAUAAAACAUACCGACGUGAGCUCCUACUCAAACUUCAACCACCGACCACUCGACGUUGGUGAUUCGGAGGACCCUCCCGGUAAGAGCCCGACGAACAGCAGCCGAGGAGCCGUGCUCAUUUCCGGGGGAAGGGAGGCUGUUGUGGCUGUCCGCUCCGGCGCCUGUUGCUUGUAGUGCGAGCAGAGGAGUGUGUGCGAGCAGAGGAGUGUGUGCGAGCAGAGGAGUGUGUGCGAGCAGCUCUCCCUAUGUGUGUGACAAUGGGGGACAUCAGUGACCUGGACCGACAGAUCGAGCAGCUCAGACGCUGCGAGCUCAUCAAGGAAAAUGAAGUCAAAGCACUGUGUGCCAAAGCCAGAGAGAUUCUGGUUGAAGAAAGCAAUGUCCAGAGAGUAGACUCUCCUGUCACAGUGUGUGGCGAUAUACAUGGUCAGUUUUAUGACUUGAAAGAGCUAUUUAGAGUCGGUGGAGAUGUCCCAGAGACAAAUUAUCUCUUCAUGGGUGACUUUGUGGACAGAGGAUUCUACAGUGUGGAGACUUUCCUCCUUCUUCUAGCUCUUAAGGUGCGUUAUCCAGACAGGAUAACCCUGAUCCGGGGAAACCACGAGUCCCGACAAAUCACCCAGGUCUAUGGCUUCUACGACGAGUGCCUCCGCAAAUAUGGCUCGGUCACCGUCUGGAGAUACUGCACAGAGAUCUUUGACUACCUGUCCCUCUCUGCCAUCAUUGAUGGCAAGAUCUUCUGUGUGCACGGUGGCUUGUCUCCCUCCAUCCAGACUCUGGACCAGAUCCGGACCAUUGACAGAAAACAGGAGGUGCCCCACGAUGGGCCCAUGUGUGACCUCCUGUGGUCGGACCCUGAAGACACCACAGGGUGGGGGGUGAGUCCCAGAGGUGCUGGAUACCUGUUUGGAAGUGACGUGGUGGCCCAGUUCAACGCCGCCAACGACAUCCACAUGAUCUGCCGAGCACACCAGUUGGUCAUGGAGGGCUACAAGUGGCACUUCAAUGAGACUGUGCUCACAGUGUGGUCGGCACCCAACUACUGCUACAGAUGUGGCAACGUGGCAGCCAUCUUGGAGCUGGAUGAGCAUCUACAACGGGAGUUCAUCAUAUUCGAGGCAGCGCCACAAGAAACCAGGGGCAUUCCCUCCAAGAAGCCAGUAGCCGACUAUUUCCUGUGAAGUCUUUGAGCAGACGGCUGCGAUUUGUUUAAACCUCCGGUACCAUUUCACCCCCCCCCCCACCGCGCUCCAUCCUGCUGCUGGACGGUUCUGUCAGUCUGAACUCGCAGCAGUGAGACAGAAAACCUGCCACGCCCUCUGGAGCUCCAAACAGCUUCAGCUUGAAGAGCUGGAUUUUUUCCAUACUGCCCACGCCUGACAGAGCAGUCACUGUGAGAGGUGUAGGGGGGAGGGUGAUACUGGGGCCAUGACUGCUGUCACUUCUCUUCAGAUAUAUAAGAUGGUCAUUUUCUUUCUGCCCUCCUUCCGUUUCCACCUGCAGUCGUUCUCUCUCACUCUCUCUAGAUACGACACUCUCCCGCCUUUGACUUUAACCUCCACCACAAUUGUAGUGUUUUUUUUCAUGACGAACAUUGUCAUUUAGUUUUAGAAGUUGGAGGGAGUUAGAAUUUUUUGGCUUUUGCAAAAAUAUGCAGAUGUAGGAAGUUUCACUAUUUUUAUCGUUAAAGGAAUUCCUUCAAUGCAUUCAUUCUAUUUGUUUUUUUUAUUUUUUAACAAUUGUUGCUGCCAGGUUAAAAUACAAAAACGACCAAGACCCCCAUCCUUUUUUUGCUCUUACGUUUCCUUUUAACUGUCAUUUGUCAUGUGAGUCACUAUUUAACAUCCCCAGUGCUGCUGCUCAGCAUCAUCACAAACAAACACCAUUCAUGUAAUGACUUCCGAUUGGAGUCACUAUCUUCACCGAUGUUUUCUCUCUUUAUUCCUUUAAAUCCACAAAUCUCUGUAGGUCUGUCAAUUUUGAUAUUGUGAGAAUAAAGUUUUUGUAUUAAUGAUGA